CGGCGGUGUCAUCGAGCUGGUUAUCAAUUUCGUUCCGCGUUUCUAUCAGACGAAGACGUCCCUCUGCAUAAUUUCAGUUUCGGUUGAAUCAUUCUUGCACAACAACAAGGUUCCGUAAGGAGGAAGUCUUCUUCGUAAGCGGCGGCAGACGUUUCUGGUACUAUGUCGCUGACCGGACUAUGACAGCCCCCCCGACGUGACGCCAUGCCUCUGCUCAUCAAGAACAGAGAGUUCGACCGACCCAGCACCACGGGGGAGCUGUUCGACAGAUGCCCCCACCUGCAGGAGAAUGCUAAAGCGUUUUGUUCCAAACCACUUGUUGACGUGGACGUCAAGUGCCUCUUGUAUGUCCAGCAGAGAGAGUAUGCAGCCACAGUACCGUCUGAUCAUGCUGUCUCUGUCCUCGGAUCUGAUGAUGCCACCACCUGCCACUUAGUGGUGGUGCGACACACAGGCAGCGGAGCCGUUUGCCUCGCUCAUUGUGACGGCUCUAGCACCUGGAGCGAAGUCCCCCUUAUUGUGCGAGCUGUCACGUCCCUCUCCCACCGUAGCAAGGAGGGCAGACUGGAGCUCCACCUGGUGGGGGGGUUCAACGACGAGUCAAAGACCUCCCAGAAGCUCAGCCUUAGCCUAAUGGCCACGUUCCACAAGCAGAAAGAGGUCAUUCAUCUAGAGACAUGCUGCAUUACAGAGAUGAACGACGUGAUGGUGGAAGGAACCCAUCGCCCCGUGGUCUAUGGAAUAGGGGUGAACGUGAACACGGGGGAGCUGUUCCCCGCCUCCUUCCCUCAGAAAGGCCCCGCGGAGGAGCUGCGCUCCGCUCGGACCUUCACCGGAGGACAGAUGGUUGACAUCUACGACUCGAGUCGCGGCGUGGUGAAGGUCGGUCCGUGUAGGUGGUCCGGAGAUCUGGACAUCGACUUCUGGAUGUCCCAGAGCGACGACACCAUCCUGAAGUUCCUGUCCACCUCGCCCACGGCGGAGCCGCCCCACUUUGUGCAGCACAUGAAGUCCACCAUUGCCUUCCUGCUGCGCCACCCCAGCGCUGACGCCCUGUUCCCGGGCGGACUGCCGCAGCGCUACAGCCGCACGGCGCAGGGGGCCUGGGCGCAGUGCCCCCCCGAGUGACGCCCCGACACCCACCCACAAACCCCUUCUGCUGGAGAACCCCGUCUCGGGAUCAGGACAGUGUUGCCUCUUCGCUCUCUGAAGACACUGUGACCUCUGACCUCCCCCCCUGAAUGCCAUGUCUCAGUCUUUUGUGUUUCUUUGUGUUUUUAUAAAUAUUGUUCUUGCUGUUGGAGUGGAACUCAAUGAAAGACUUGGUACGUACGUGUCGGUACGUACGUGUCGGUACGUACGUGUCGGUACGUGCGUGUCGGUACGUGCGUGUCGGUACGUGCGUGUCGGUACGUGCGUGUCGGUACGUGCGUGUCGGUACGUGCGUGUCGGUACGUGCGUUGUUUCGGUGCGACUAAUAUGGAGUUUUAAGGUUUCACUGGCCGGCUCCAGUGCAGAGAGUUAAAAUGACAAAAGCCUAAUGUCUGCAGUCCCGAUGCCAUCGCAAUAAAAGUCUUACUGUAUCUGUUCAGUUGUUGCCGAUUUGUUUUCGGAUAUAUUGAGUAUAUCAAGACAAUAUCUACAUUCCCCCAAAUUGUUGCUGGGAUCUGAAUACUCAGUAUAGUUACUGACUGCUUUAUAACUUUGCAUAAAUAAGCAAAUCAUGACAGUUAAACCACAGCUAUGUAGGUAUAACUGCAAAUCGUGACAACGUAAAUAUAUAUAUGGCCUGUUAAGCCCUUUGAUACUACCUGUGAGGGCUUUACAAAUAAA
Gadus chalcogrammus (walleye pollock) is the source of this 1833-nucleotide messenger RNA. RefSeq names its product N-terminal asparagine amidase (gene ntan1). Gene Ontology annotation, molecular function: protein-N-terminal asparagine amidohydrolase activity. The coding region runs from base 205 to 1128 and encodes 307 amino acids. Gene Ontology annotation, biological process: ubiquitin-dependent protein catabolic process. Gene Ontology annotation, cellular component: nucleus. The transcript is spliced from 10 exons. NCBI's taxonomy places the organism in Eukaryota, Metazoa, Chordata, Actinopteri, Gadiformes, Gadidae. The record is from RefSeq and is a predicted model, not a curated record.